AGACGGCAAAUUUCAUCAUGGGCAAAUUUCACGGCCGCACGAAUCCCAGGCGGCGCCGGUCUCCUUUCCCGAGGCCAGAUCCAGAUCCAGAAUUGCAGGAUUUCUGACGCCGGGCUCGCAUGAUUGGGUGAAGCUUGGCGGCUCGUAGCUUUUACGUCAUAGCGGUCAGGUGAAAGCCAUCAUCGCGACGCCCGCAGCAGAGGUACAAAAGCCUCUUGCCUUCCUUGUCUUCUACAUUCUACCACAGUACGCCCGCCUCAGCUUAUCCACGACACUCAAACCUCUACACCAACACCCAGCCCUCCACGCAACCCAGUCCAAGCACAAUGUCUCUGCACUACCUCCCUCCCGUCAAGCCCUCUGCCAUCGCUCUCGGCACGGCCUUCAACCACGCCGUCUCUCUCGCCGUCCUCGGCCCCGUCUUCGGCGACGCCUACCGCCGCGCUCAGGCCGCAAACUCGAAGGAGGAAUACUUCAACUCGAAGGAAGCCGCGACUGCCGCUGCCUCGUGGGGUAGCUCGCUGCUCGGCUCAGCCGUCCAGGCAUACGGCGUUGGUGCGUUGAUCAACGCUACCGGAACCCUUUCGUACAAGGGUGCUGCCUACCUCGGCUCUUUGAUCUUCUUUGCUAGCUCUGCUCCAUCAAUCGUCUCCCAGAUCGUCACCGAGAAGCGCCCGCUCGACACCGUUGCCGUCGGAGCCCUCGCCCGCGUCAUGGAGACCGUCGGUCUCUCAAUGUUCCUCACCUACUGGGGUACCCGCACCAACCCCUUCGACUAAAGCGCUUCCUCAAUUGGUCUCGGUAGCGGAGGAGGAGUUCAGGGUUUCCGUCUUGGUGGCAUAGAUUGAGUUACUCAGUCCGCGAUGGAGAUGAGACACGACGAGCUUUGUGAUAAGGCUUGCCUUCGGGCUUGCAACAUGUACCACUAGGUCUAAACGAACCAGCAUAAUUCGGAAAUUUCCUGAGCACGAAUGAUCCUCCCCAGCCAAACGGAGGGCUGACGUCUUUGAAAUUUCCUGUCCGAAGUCUUAUCUCUUUGAAUGUCUGACAACACUUUACUCACUUUCGUUAUUUAACCCGCGCGGGAAUGAUGAAGAGGAAAGAGUUUGCAUCCGAUGCGUCGCAGCCACCACCCUUUGAGCAGUACCGGGAGCCCACGCUUACACAGCGCGGUGAUAGGUAUUCAUCUUAAGACCGGAUGGUUAGCGUAGUACUCACUCGAGCAGGGAAAUUUAUCCCUAUCAUCCAUGGAU
Molecule: messenger RNA, 1253 nt
Organism: Trematosphaeria pertusa
Lineage: Eukaryota; Fungi; Ascomycota; Dothideomycetes; Pleosporales; Trematosphaeriaceae
Product: DUF1761-domain-containing protein
Exons: 3
Coding region: 327-779 (150 amino acids)
Source: RefSeq, a predicted model, not a curated record